ACAUGUACUAGUUCUAGUAUUUCUUAGUGACACCAUGAAGCGACCAAAGUGGUGCGCGGAUUCGAGGAGCUGAGAUCCGACACAGUCUUAGAUAUCGAGUCGUGUGAUCGUGGUGCAUGUAGCUUGGCCGUUCUCCCUUUCUACUUUAAGAAUAGAAUCGCGGUUAGCAUACAUAUAGGUCAUAAGUGCUCUGGCGCUGAGAAUGUUUUUCCAUCUUGGCUAAGCCUUGGCCGGGAGGAGCUGGAUUGACGUGAUCGCCGACUUCCUAGAGCCGAUAACACCCACGCAUGGCGAGCACGAUUACGCUUUCGCGGUAGACGAGCACGCAAAAUAGCAUCAUGACCUUUUUUUCUUUCUCCUUUUCUCCUUUUCUCCUCUCUGCAUGACUGCUAUCCGUCUCCAUGUAUGGAUAUUGAUCGAUGGUUACUGAAUCGGUGCUGAUAGCAGAUAUCGGGCCUGGUUCGCGAUUCGGAGAAGAUUUUGGAGGCGAGGCGAGGCGAGACCGAUGUCGGAUGCGACGCAAAAACGAGAUUGCAGUGGAUGGUAACACUUUAAGAUCGAAAUUUCUCGAGACUGUAUGGGCCUGUGGGAGUCUUUGGGAUAUUGAUAGUCAUUACUACCGACCCUCUCUACGCUGUUAAUUCGAUGCCCUGCGACUGUGACGAGUCAGUAACGAUGAAGUAGAAUAAAGAUGCUUGACACAGAUGGAGAUACGAGGCUCCGGAGUCUCGUUUACCUGGAUGACUAUACUGAUUUGGUCCUGACUGUGUUGCUCUUCUUGUUUGCAGUCUAUGCCGUAGACGAGGGGAACAUGGCUUCGACAUACGUUUCCAUUCGCGUUCUGAAGGGCACUUUCAGAUAUAACUGUGUGGAGCAAGCCUUCUAAAAUGCUGGAAUAAGCGAUUUGUAACAACAAAUCCCAGCAUAUUUCUCAUAUAGAUUGUGCAUUGAUUGCACUGCUACGUAUGUCGAUAUCACGUAGAAGUUCAGAACCCAAAAGUCUGACCAUGGUGCCCUUGGUAUAUUUUGUUUAAUCUUGCCUCUGGCAUCAACACCCCAGAGAGACAACAACUCUGAAUCAUUGCUUCCACUUGACUGUCUUUCUCACUCCAUCAUCGAAUGUUUUGGUCAUGCCUUCGUGGCCUCGAGUGCUUGCUUUCCGAAAUCAUUCUUUCUCGUUAUUUUGUAAGCCAAGUAAGUCUGUCCCAAGGAGAUAGUCUUUUAUCAAAUGGAGAGGAGGCGGUUUGCUUUUGUAUCAACGCCGUGCAGUUGGAGAUGCUCCCAACUGGGGAUAAGUAGACCACCAUAACGUACCUAGGUAGGAAUCCAUACCAUUUGGUAGCAAUGCAUAUAUCAUGGCUUUG
Messenger RNA from Trichoderma virens Gv29-8, 1364 nucleotides. RefSeq lists its product as uncharacterized. Bases 692 to 886 code for a protein of 64 amino acids. The transcript has a single exon. The record is from RefSeq and is a predicted model, not a curated record. NCBI's taxonomy places the organism in Eukaryota, Fungi, Ascomycota, Sordariomycetes, Hypocreales, Hypocreaceae.